Aaosphaeria arxii CBS 175.79 is the source of this 1477-nucleotide messenger RNA. RefSeq names its product WD40 repeat-like protein. Lineage: Eukaryota; Fungi; Ascomycota; Dothideomycetes; Pleosporales. Gene Ontology annotation, molecular function: ubiquitin ligase activator activity; anaphase-promoting complex binding; protein binding. The transcript has a single exon. Gene Ontology annotation, biological process: positive regulation of ubiquitin protein ligase activity; anaphase-promoting complex-dependent catabolic process; positive regulation of anaphase-promoting complex-dependent catabolic process. Gene Ontology annotation, cellular component: anaphase-promoting complex. The coding region runs from base 397 to 1323 and encodes 308 amino acids. The record is from RefSeq and is a predicted model, not a curated record.
CAUUGAAGGUUCAACUUAAAACUGAUCCAAACCACAGUUCUGGACGCGCCUCAGCUGCGCGAUGAUUACUAUUGUUCCCUUCUCGCCUACUCCCAUUCAGCACGAUGCUUAGCUGUUGGACUAGGUAACUUUAUUCACAUUUGGUCAGAGCGUAAGGGAGUGGAUACGCCAGAAUCUCUCAAUAGCGUGGCACGUUCGGACGCACAGCAUGUCACCUCACUCGCUUUUUCCUCCGUACAAGGUGCACAGGCAAUUCUAGCAGUCGGUCGAGCAGAUGGCCGGUUAUCCCUUUGGAGUCCUUUUGAUACCGAAGUUCGGUUUCAUGCUGAGCAGCCGAAACCAAUCUCCUGUGUCUCCUUUCGGCCUACCAUUGUCAGACGACCUUCUCGAAGGGACAUGGAAAUGUUAGUUCCCACGGAGGAACUUCUCGUCGGAGAUGAAGCCGGACACAUAUACUUCUAUUCAGUGGAAUGGCCAAAUGAGACAGAAAGUGCCCUAUUUGGUUGGAAUGGUACACUUGUACUCCUGGCUCGCAUGAGCUUCCAUACCCAGCAGAUCUGUGGCUUAUCUUGGUCUUCGGACGGCGAAUUCUUUGCCAGCGGGGGCAAUGACAAUGCCUGCUAUCUUUUUGAAACAAAGAAGAUACUUCACAAUCGCUCAGACCUAUCAGCAGGUAAUCUCGAUCCCCGUUAUGGGUCCAACGGUGAAAGGAUCCUAACGGUGUCCUUAUCGGGCUCUGAUAUCAUCAAUGAUACUGGUCGCGAGAAACACAGAUGGGAACUCAAUGCUGCCGUCAAGGCUAUCGCAUUCUGCCCUUGGCAGCGUGGUCUUCUAGCCGUUAGGGGUGGUUCGAAUGAUCGGUGCAUACAUUUUUACCACACUUUUUCUGGCGCAUGUCUAGCAACUAUCGACUGUGCAGCACAAGUUACAAGUUUGAUUUGGAGCAAAAACCGCAAGGAGAUUGCGGCAACAUUUGGUUUCGCCCAGCCAGAACAUCCAUUUCGCGUCGCUGUCUUCGCGUGGCCAUCUUGCGAGCAGGUGGUGGCGAUUCCAUGGUACGAUGAGAAUCGCGCAUUGUUUGCGAUUCCCUACCCCGGUGGCCCUAUCCACAACCGAGAACUUAAAGAGGACAGCACUUGGCAAGAUCAAAGGUUGGAAGAGGGGUGUAUAGUGGUAGCUGCAAGUGACGCGGCCAUUCGGUUUCAUGAGAUUUGGACGGAGAACAAAAAGGGCUUGGGAAUCAGCGCAGGGUCGCUUGGAAACAGUGAGAUCCUCGAGAACUUCCACGGGAUUGAGCGGAUCUGCGACCAGAUCAUCCGCUGAAGUUUGAGUGAUCAUGCGCUGGGUAGGUAUCGAUUGACCCAUUGAGCUUCAAUUGAGUUUCCUACUAUGAUCAACAUUACGUGCAAGUAUGUACAUACACCACCUCAGAUCCAGUCGCCAACCAUGUGAUACCCAUUAUUAACAUUUAUCUCGG